Messenger RNA from Lolium perenne, 6759 nucleotides. RefSeq names its product TATA-binding protein-associated factor BTAF1. NCBI's taxonomy places the organism in Eukaryota, Viridiplantae, Streptophyta, Magnoliopsida, Poales, Poaceae. The record is from RefSeq and is a predicted model, not a curated record. Gene Ontology annotation, molecular function: DNA binding; ATP hydrolysis activity; ATP binding.
CGGCGCGCGCGUGAGCGCGAGGGAGGAUCCCCUCACCCGCGCGGGCCCCACGCCACCCCCGUCCCCGGCGGGGGCUCCUCCUCCUCCUCCUCCUCCCGCGAUCCCCUUCCCUCCGCCUCGCCGGCGCCGCCGUCGCGCCUCCCCGGCCACCGCCACCUCGGGUAACCUCCGCACGCGGUCGAUCACUCCAUCGACAGGCGCCACUGCUGCGCAGCUGCACUGAAGCGCGCGCGGCCGGUUCGCCACCUCGGAUGACCCAUGGCGCAGAGCUCGUCCCGGCUUCACCGCCUGCUCACCUUGCUAGACACUGGCUCCACGCAAGCAACGAGGUUCGCGGCCGCACGCCAGAUCGGAGAUAUUGCCAAGUCGCAUCCCCUGGAGCUUAGUGCCCUGUUGAAGAAGGUUUCUCAGUACAUUCGUAGUAAGAAUUGGGACACAAGGGUUGCUGCAGCACGUGCAAUCGGUGCCAUAGCAGAGAAUGUCAAACACAUGUCAGUGAAAGACUUGUUUGCAUCUGUGGAAGCAGAAAAACAUGCUUCUGGAUUAUCUGAUGAAACUGCUGAUGUUGGGUCAGCACUGCCACCUCCUGAUACUGCUGCAACAUCUGAGCUUGCUUUUGGAAGCUUUGAUAUCAACAGGGUAUUGGAAUUUGGAUCUCCUUUGUUGUCAUCAGGUGGACAGGAAUAUGAUGUUGCUAAUGAUAAUGGCAAGAAUCCAGCAGACCGCUUAGCUCGCCAAAAGCAAAAUCUUCGGCGGCGCUUAGGUCUUGAUGUGUGCGAGCAGUUCAUGGAUUUCAAUGAUGUUAUCAAAGAUGAGGAUCUUCUUGCCCAAAAGAAUUAUUGGGAUGCAAAUGUCCAGAACAAUGGAUUUUAUUCGUUUAAUAGUGGUCAAAAUAUUCAGCACUUGGUCGCCUCCAUGGUUCCUAGGUAUCCGAAACAUUCUAAUUAUCGACCUAAGCGAUUAAGUGCAAGGGAACGCAAUAUGCUGAAGCGGAAAGCAAAGAGCAAUGCAAAAGAUCAUACUAAGUCUGCACCAGAGGAUGAUGAGGUCGCGCUGAAAAAUUCUGCAUCGUCCAAUGGAGCAUCUUCUGACCAAGUUGCUGCAUAUAAUGAUACUUCUGACACAGUUGUAGAUGAAGACAACACGGAGUACAGCGACAGUGGGAGAUGGCCUUUUCAACAAUUUGUGGAUCAGCUUCUUCUUGAUAUGUUCGAUCCUAUUUGGGAAGUUCGCCAUGGCACCAUUAUGGCUUUGAGGGAAAUUUUGACGCAUCAAGGUGCUUGUGCUGGAGUAUAUAUCCCUGAUCUGAGCUCACCUCUUGCUGAUCUGGAUGAUAGAUCCGAUUCUGACUCCCUGAAAAGGCCACAUGGUAUUGAUCUUAACGACGGCAUAGAUGUGGAACAGCUUGAACCAGUUCUGAAGAGACAUAAGAAAGAUGAGCCAAAUUCUUCUGAGAUUAUUCAUGAAUCGGUUGCGGAGAGACUUACAGAAGAGAAGCCAAAUCCUUCUGAGAUUAUGGACAUUGACUUGGAUAAGAAGCUGGUCAAUGCGGAUGAUUCCAAAGCAGAGGCAGGUUUGAGUAAUGUGUUCACUAUAUCAAGUGUUGAACCUAAUUCUGCUGAUGUAAAGGUUGAACCAGAGUUGCAGCUUGAUAAUUCAACUGGUCUUUCUAAAGCGGAUACAUCCUGUACAUCACUCCACAAUGCAGUCAGCUCGGCAUCAACUCCAAGUUCUGUUAUACAUGUUCAUGAAAAUUUGAAGUAUGUGAAACUGAUGAAACUGGCCAAGCACUCAUGUAUGAAGAAUUGGGAGUUUCUUCAAGAUUGUGCAAUUCGUUUCCUUUGCGUGCUUUCAUUGGACCGCUUUGGGGAUUAUGUAUCUGAUCAAGUGGUUGCCCCUGUCCGUGAAACUUGCGCUCAAGCUCUUGGUGCUGUACUGAAGUACAUGCAUCCUUCUUUAGUGUGCCAUACACUAAAUAUCUUACUGCAAAUGCAGCACAGGCAAGAGUGGGAAGUUCGUCAUGGGAGCCUCCUUGGAAUCAAAUACUUGGUUGCGGUUCGCAAGGAAAUGCUUAAAGAUCUGUUUGAGUAUGUCCUUCAUGCUUGUAAGGCUGGUUUGGAGGAUCCAGAUGAUGAUGUCCGUGCUGUAGCUGCAGAGGCCCUGAUCCCAGCUGCUGCUUCUUUAGUUAGACUAAAUGAUCAAAUGCUGCAUUCAGUUGUGAUGUUGUUAUGGGAUAUAUUGCUUGACCUUGACGACCUAAGCCCAUCUACAAGCAGUGUAAUGAAUUUGUUAGCUGAGAUAUACUCGCAACCAGAGAUGGUUCCGAAGAUGCUUGGCAUGACAGCCUUAGGGGAAAGAGAAUUUGAUCUAAACAAAGCUACUCAGACAGCUGAGCAAGAAGACAUGUUGGCAUAUAGCGAGAACCCUUAUGUUUUAGCCACACUGACACCCCGUUUGUGGCCUUUUAUGAGACACAGCAUUACUUCAGUUCGGCGUUCUGCUAUACGAACAUUGGAGAGGCUUCUUGAAGUUGGCAAUACCGGAAGUUCAGCUGGAAACACCCCAUCUACAUUCUGGCCUACAUCUAUAUUGGGUGACUCGCUGCAGGUUGUCUUCCAGAAUAUACUUUUGGAGUCAAAUGACGAGAUUCUUCGAUCUUCUGAAAGGGCAUGGAAACUUCUACUUCAGUGCCCUGCAAAGGACCUUGAGUGUGCUGCAGUGUCAUAUUUCAGUAACUGGGUGCAACUUGCUACAUCUCCAUAUGGCACUGCAUUGGAUUCUACAAAAAUGUUUCUGCCAGUUGCCCUUCCCCGAGGUAGUCGUUCAAGAGCUGCUGCAAAGAUAAGUUCUGCAAGGCUAGAACAUGAAAGUUCAAGGAUGAUAUCUUUUGGUUCUACAGGGGAAAAUUCUUCACAUGAGAGGCAUUUUGAGGUUUCGUCGAAUGUUCCAAAGAUAAUUGUGGGGGCUGAUUCUGACAAAUCUGUUACUCAUACACGGGUGCUAACAGCAAUGGCCCUUGGGCUCUUUGCCGCAAAGUUGCCAGUUGGCUCGUGGCAAGUUGUUCUUACUCCACUUGCAAAUGAUGUCAUGUCUUCCUCAGGAGUCCAGAGACAGGUUGCUUCUAUGGUUAUUGUUUCUUGGUUUAAAGAUCUCAGAGGAAGAGAUCUUGCUGCCGUGGGCGCAUUGCUAGCUUUCUUCUCCUCUGUGAAAGAGUAUCUGUUGGAUUUACUAUCUUGCUCUGAUCCUGCGUUUCCAACAAAAGACUCUGUGCUUCCAUAUUCUGAACUUGCAAGAACGUACACAAAGAUGCGCAAUGAAGCCACUAAUUUGUUCCGCUCAGUUGAUUCUUGUGCUAUAUUCAAAGAUUAUGCCAGCGGCUUAAAUUUUAACGCUGACAUGCUGAGCGUUGAUGAAGCUAUUAAUUUUGCUUCAAAGCUGUUGUUGCCCACUGAACUUGAUCUUCCUUCGGACAGUGAGAAAAUUGUCCUGAAUAACGUAGAGUCCGCAAAACAAGGCCUGUUGUCUACAUCAGGCUACUUGAAAUGUGUUCAGAAUAAUUUGCACGUAACAGUCUCUUCUUUAGUGGCUUCUGCUGUCGUCUGGAUGUCUGGGUUACCAAGCAAGUUGAACCCAGUCAUUUUACCUUUGAUGGCUGCUAUAAAAAGAGAACAGGAGGAGCUACUUCAAGACAAAGCUGCAGAUGCACUUGCGGAGCUCAUUUUUAGUUGUGUUGGUCGGAAGCCUGGUCCCAAUGACAAGCUAACAAAGAACCUCUGCACCUUAGCAUGCACGGAUAUUUAUGAGACACCUCAAGCUGCAGUCAUCAAUUCAAUGCAGGUUAUUGAGGACCAAAAUCUGCUGUCAAUUGGGAAGCGUUCUAGCAAUCACAAAUCCAGGGGUCAUGCUAGUUCUGGUGGUGAAGAAAGAACAAAAACGGAAGGUUUUAUUAGCCGUCGUGGAUCAGAGUUGGCUCUAAAGCAUCUCUGUGAGAAAUUUGGAUCAUCAUUAUUUGAGAAACUCCCGAAGAUAUGGGAUUGCCUUACCGAAUUUCUUAAACCUGUUGAGAUCCAAGAUGGCAUUCAGAAAGAUGAUCCAAGUAUUGCACAACUAGGCAGAUCUUGUGAGGACAAGGACCCACAGUCUGUCAUAAACAAUAUUCAGGUUGUUCGCUCAGUUACACCUCACCUACCUGAGCCCUUAAGGCCUCAGCUGUUAAGGCUCCUUCCCUGUAUUCUUGGGUGCGUGCGUCAUCCUCAUGUAGCUGUUAGGUUAGCGGCUGCCAGAUGCAUCACAUCAAUGGCGAAGUCAUUGACUGGUAAUGUGAUGGUAGUUGUUAUAGAAAAUGCCAUUCCUAUGCUGUCGGAUUCAUCUUCUGUGUGUGCAAGACAAGGAGCUGGGAUGCUUUUGAGCCUUCUUGUUCAGGGUUUGGCUGUGGAGUUGGUUCCUUAUGCUCCUUUCCUUGUUGUACCUCUUCUGAGGUGCAUGAGUGACCCUGAUGGAUCUGUUAGGCAGUCUGUUACUCACAGUUUUGCUGCUUUGGUUCCUUUGCUGCCAUUAGCGAAGGGUGUUCCGCUACCGAGUGGACUAAGUGAGCGCUUAUCUAGAAGCACGGAAGAUGCAGAAUUUCUGGAACAACUCCUUGACAACUCCCAAAUUGAUGAUUACAAGCUCAACAUUCAUCUUAGCGUUGAGUUACGAAGGUACCAGCAAGAAGGAAUCAACUGGUUAGCAUUCCUGAGACGGUUUAAGUUACAUGGAAUUUUAUGUGAUGACAUGGGGCUUGGCAAGACACUCCAGGCAUCUGCUAUUGUAGCAAGUGAUAUUGCUGAGUCACGUGCACGGAAUGAUGACAAAGAUCCAAAAUCUUUGAUUAUCUGUCCUUCUACUUUAGUAGCACAUUGGGAAUACGAAAUGGAGAAGUACAUAGACAGCUCUAUCAUGAAACCUCUUCAGUACGUUGGUUCAUCACCAGACAGGAUACUGCUGCGUAGUCAAUUUGAUAAGUUCAAUGUUAUCAUUACAUCGUAUGAUAUUAUACGCAAGGAUAUCGAUUUCCUUGAGAAUAUCUAUUGGAACUAUUGUGUUCUGGAUGAAGGGCACAUCAUCAAAAACUCAAGAUCUAAAGUAACGUCUGCUGUGAAACAGUUGAAAGCGCAACACCGUCUUAUCCUGAGUGGAACUCCUAUUCAGAACAAUGUACUGGAAUUGUGGUCUCUAUUCGACUUCCUUAUGCCUGGGUUUCUUGGAACAGAAAAACAGUUCCAAGCUACAUAUGGGAAACCACUGAUAGCAGCUAAAGAUUCGAAAUGUUCAGCAAGGGAUUCUGAAGCUGGCAUUCUUGCAAUGGAGGCACUUCAUAAGCAGGUCAUGCCGUUUCUACUCAGAAGAACCAAGGAUGAAGUCUUAUCCGAUCUUCCAGAGAAGAUCAUCCAGGAUAGAUAUUGCAACCUCAGUCAAUUGCAGCUGAAACUUUAUGACAAAUUCUCUAACUCCAAUGCAAGAGAAGAGAUCUCAACUAUUGUAAAAGCAAAUGAAUCAGAGCAAUCUACUGCUCAACCAAAGGCAACUCGUCAUGUGUUUCAGGCAUUACAAUACCUAUUAAAACUCUGCAGCCAUCCUUUACUUGUAACUGGGGAGAGCCCACCUGACUAUCUUGUGGAUCAUCUAAAGGAAAUAGGUGUGGGAACUAGUGGUGCGCUGCAUGAGCUGCACCACUCUCCUAAGCUUGUUGCUCUUCAAGAGAUACUUCACGAAUGUGGUAUAGGAUUAGAAAUAUCAAGUCCUGAUGCUUCCGCAGCUGUUGGGCAACACAGAGUUCUGAUUUUCGCUCAACAUAAGGCUUUUCUUGACGUUAUCGAGAAGGACCUGUUUCAGUCCCAUAUGAGAAGUGUCACAUAUUUGCGGCUUGAUGGCUCUGUUCAAACAGAGAAGAGAUUUGAGAUUGUCAAAUCGUUCAAUUCAGAUCCAACCAUUGACGUGCUUCUAUUAACAACACAUGUUGGUGGUUUGGGCUUGAAUUUGACAUCUGCCGACACAUUGGUCUUCAUGGAACAUGAUUGGAACCCGAUGAAGGAUCUCCAGGCAAUGGACAGAGCACAUCGCCUGGGUCAAAAGAAAGUUGUGAACGUGCACCGUCUCAUCAUGCGCGGCACCGUGGAAGAGAAAGUGAUGAGCCUCCAGCGGUUCAAGGUGUCUAUUGCCAAUGCGGUCAUCAAUGCCGAGAAUGCUAGCCUGAAGACCAUGAACACUGACCAGCUGCUUGAUCUAUUCACUUCGACCCCUGCUUCCAGAAAGGCGUCGGUUCUCCCAAGCAGUUCAAUUGGUGAGGACAGUAAAGACUCCAGUGGAAAACCUGGCAAGAAGGGCCUGAAGUCCAUCCUAAACGGGCUGGACGAGCUGUGGGACCAGUCACAGUACGCGGAUGAGUACGACAUGAACCAGUUCCUGGUGAAGCUCAACGGGUGAACAUCCGCCGCGAGUGUACAGUGUAAAGUUAAAUCAGGCAACAUCAGAUAUCUCUUUUGUUUUUUUUUUUCAUAGGAAGAAAGAGGGAUGAUCGCAAGAUCGAUCUAGAGCAGGAUGAUGGGGCUAACUUAUAGGCGAAUUGAGACGGUGAAUCUCAGUUUUGUUUUUCGAUUUUGUUAGGAGGGUUAUCUAGAUGCCUGGCCGUGGGUCAGAGGCUGUAAAGUUUUGGUCUUAUUUAUGAUCCAAGUGCAGCUUCUUUUGAAUUUAUAGUCCAAGUGCAGAUUCUUUUGAAAA